Cucumis melo (muskmelon) is the source of this 2646-nucleotide messenger RNA. Its product is annotated as pentatricopeptide repeat-containing protein At3g24000, mitochondrial. The record is from RefSeq and is a predicted model, not a curated record. Gene Ontology annotation, molecular function: RNA binding; protein binding; zinc ion binding. The transcript is spliced from 2 exons. Gene Ontology annotation, biological process: RNA modification. Lineage: Eukaryota; Viridiplantae; Streptophyta; Magnoliopsida; Cucurbitales; Cucurbitaceae. The coding region runs from base 566 to 2608 and encodes 680 amino acids.
AUGUCGCCCAAGACGUCCCCUAAAGUUAUAGUUCCCGGCAUAGAGUAGAGCACAAAACAAAUGAAUUGAUAAGCGUACUUGUAUUCCAGACCUCACCCACCAGCAGCGGCGGAGACUAUAGACUCCGACGACCAGUCCUUGCGCGUCCGACCGACGUGCUCUUGCACUUUUCCUCGUUCCACGCGCGACGGCGGUGGUUCGGGGUCGACGAAACCCACUGAUCUAACUUACGACGCGAGCGCCACUCCUAACGCCUUUGCCUGGACCUUUCUAACAAUGUUCCUCUCUGUUUCAAUGAGUUUCGGCGUUGACCGAACCUCAAUUUGCCCUCUAAUCAGUUUACUCACAAUCAUAUGCAAGUUCGGACGUUUUCGAACUCCAACCAGCAACAUUCGGAACCUUAUGAGUAAGAUAUGAUGAAGGAUCAGACGAUAGUACAAAAAGAAGUGGGGGUUUGGCGUUCUAGUGCGAUCAAAUGCUGUUUAUCUUAGGAUUUGAUAGUUUUACUUAGAAAUUGUUUUAAUAAUUUGCUUCCACUCAUUUGUCUAUGUUGUAAAAGUUUGUAAUGGUUAUGUUCCCACAUUGUUAUUUUAAUAGAUGUAUCGGAAAAUAUGGGCUGUUAGCGCUUUCUCAUUCUAAACUCAAAACAUUAAGAUGUUUCCUCUUUGCUGCAAAGUAUGGCACAGGUUUGGCUCCUUGUGCCUUCACGGAGUCAAAUAUGGCGGAAAGCCAAGAUUGGAACCCUGCCACUGCCCCUUUCACUGGCGUCCUCCAAGACGAAGACCUUCUUCGAACGACCCACAUUUCUUCUUCUGAUGUUUCCUCUAGUUCUACUGGGCUCUAUGUUCUGGACCUCAUCAACUGUGGUUCUUUAGAACCCGAACGAACACUUUACAGUAAAAUGCUAAACAAAUGCACAUACUUGCGCAAACUUAAGCAGGGCAGAGCCAUUCAUGCCCACAUCCAGAGUUCUGCGUUUGAGAAUGAUCCGGUACUUCUGAAUUUUAUCUUAAACAUGUAUGCGAAAUGUGGCAGUCUUGAGGAAGCACAGGACCUAUUCGAUAAAAUGCCUACAAAAGACAGGGUUAGUUGGACUGUGCUGAUCAGUGGCUAUUCUCAGAGCAGGCGAGCAUCUGAAGCUCUUGCUUUGUUCCCUAAGAUGCUCCACCUGGGUUUCCAACCCAAUGAGUUCACCUUGUCUAGCCUAUUGAAGGCAUCUGGGGCUGGCCCUAGUGACGACCAUGGCAGGCAACUUCAUGCAUUCUCCCUCAAAUAUGGCUAUGAUAUGAAUGUUCAUGUGGGAAGUUCAUUGCUCGAUAUGUAUGCUAGGUGGGGACAUAUGCGAGAAGCCAAAGUGAUUUUUAAGAGCCUGGCUGCGAAAAAUGUGGUGUCUUGGAAUGCUCUAAUUGCUGGUCAUGCUCGGAAGGGUGAAGGGGAGCAUGUGAUGAGGUUGUUCUCGCAGAUGCUAAGACAGGGUUUUGAACCUACACAUUUUACAUACUCUAGUGUUUUUACUGCGUGUGCGAGCUCUGGAUCUUUGGAGCAAGGCAAAUGGGUUCAUGCCCAUGUAAUAAAAUCUGGUGGACAGCCCAUUGCUUAUAUAGGAAACACUCUCAUUGACAUGUAUGCUAAAUCAGGCAGCAUCAAGGAUGCAAAGAAGGUCUUCCAGAGGUUGGUUAAACGGGAUAUAGUUUCAUGGAACUCGAUUAUAUCGGGAUAUGCGCAACAUGGACUGGGAGCUGAAGCUUUACAACUAUUUGAGCAGGUGUUGAAGGCCAAAGUUCAACCUAACGAAAUUACUUUUCUCUCUGUUCUUACUGCUUGUAGCCAUUCUGGGCUUUUGGAUGAAGGGAAAUAUUAUUUUGAACUGAUGAAGAAACACGGGAUAGAACCACAGGUUGCACAUCAUGUAACAGUUGUUGAUCUUUUAGGUCGAGCGGGACGGCUUAACGAAGCCAACAAGUUCAUAGAGGAAAUGCCUAUGGAACCUACCGCAGCUGUCUGGGGAGCCUUGCUUGGUGCUUGCAGGAUGCAUAAGAAUAUGGAUUUGGGUGUUUAUGCUGCUGAAAAGAUUUUCGAGCUUGACCCUCAUGACUCUGGUCCUCAUGUACUGUUGUCUAAUAUUUAUGCUUCUGCUGGUAGAUUGCGUGAUGCAGGAAAUGUAAGGAAGAUGAUGAAAGAGAGUGGGGUAAAGAAAGAACCUGCCUGUAGUUGGGUUGAAAUUGAGAAUGAAGUCCACAUGUUUGUGGCAAAUGAUGAUUCACAUCCAAUGAGAGAAGAAAUCCAGAGGAUGUGGGAGAAAAUAAGUGGGAAAAUUAAAGAGAUCGGGUAUGUGCCAGACACAAGCCAUGUGCUUUUCUUCAUGGAUCAGCAGGACAGAGAAGUAAAGCUACAAUACCAUAGCGAGAAGUUAGCAUUAGCAUUUGCAGUGUUGAAAACUCCUCCUGGGUUAACCAUUAGGAUUAAGAAGAACAUUAGAAUAUGUGGUGAUUGCCACUCUGCAUUCAAGUUUGCUUCAAAAGUCUUGGGAAGAGAAAUCAUUGUAAGAGACACCAACAGGUUUCACCAUUUCCUUCAUGGCAUGUGUUCUUGCAGGGACUAUUGGUAGCUUAUAAGUUGUUGAAUACUAAAAUCUGUCAUUUUAUA